Messenger RNA from Protopolystoma xenopodis, 702 nucleotides. The record is from the annotation of a GenBank genome assembly. Lineage: Eukaryota; Metazoa; Platyhelminthes; Monogenea; Polystomatidea; Polystomatidae.
UCAGGUAGCACCAGCCGUAAUGGUAAUGGAGCAGACCAGAAACGUCUGUCCGCCAAAAGUUUGCCUGCCUCACCUCCCUUACCACCAAAGCCCCUGUUGCUGACGAACCACCUCCUUGCUGGAGAGCUGGUACCUCUUGGUUCGGCUGGUUCUGGUGCCUUUUCUUCUUCCUCUUCUUCGUCGUCUUCCGCAUCAUCUUCAUCUUCCUCUUCUUGCUCUGUGCUCUCACUUCCCUUACCUCUUUUACCACCUUUUCCGUCUCAAGCUCCUACACCCUGUUCGCUUUCAUUGCCACUCUCUUUGCACCCCGGUCCACCCCUUUCGCCUGGGAACACCACAGCCUCAACGACUUCGUCUUCAGUAUCACCAACAUCCUCUCUGGUGUUGAAUGGCAGUGCAACAGGCACUGUCUAUCCCCUCCUCUUUUUGGGAGGAAAUUCAGCCGGUGGCAUUAACACAGGUAAUCCUUCAGGCUCACUGGGCCCAUUCACCAGGAACCAAGUUGAGUCACACGUAUCAGCAUCCAUCGGCUGUCCUCUGUCUGGAAUAGAAGUGCCUGUCCUCAACAAAAUCGAGAUGCCUCUUGGAGUGCGUAAAUCGCCUGUAGACGCCCUCGAGGUCAGAAGUGAGGUGAGCUGCCUAAUGGAAACACUGAUUUUUGGUAUAGUUAUAGGUAGCCUAAUCGACUAUGCGGCUAAUUAA